Messenger RNA from Cercospora beticola, 1057 nucleotides. RefSeq lists its product as uncharacterized. The record is from RefSeq and is a predicted model, not a curated record. Lineage: Eukaryota; Fungi; Ascomycota; Dothideomycetes; Mycosphaerellales; Mycosphaerellaceae.
UAGAAUUUCCGAUAUCUCUUUUGUGGCGUGUCGUUGACUCGUGUCGUAUACCGAACGGCGGGAAGUCCGCAGUGAUCGGCCGUUCGACCGGCACUCUAUAUUCCUUGACCAUGUGACGGGGCGCUGUAAGGACCGCAUCUGCGGCCUGGCAGGCGUGGAAUUUCGGAGCGGUCUUCAUACCGCAGUUGCAGGAACUACAUAUUUCCUCGCGCUCGCCUUGCCGGUAUUUGAGGAUUGGAUCAUGUGUCUCCUCAUCGCAUUUUGCUGAGCGCUGAAGUACUGCAGGCCUUUCCGUUGUUGCUCUGCAUGCGAUCCCACGCCUACGACAUUCGCUACGAUCGAGAUCCGUUUCUCGCAAAUGCUCAGCAAGCAGAAUACAUGAGUCGCGAUCAGCAUGAGAUCGAAUCUGCUGCGGGAUUAGACGAAGAAACGGGCACUCGCACGCCGUCUUUGCUGUUGGACGACUUCCUCACGACAUCCAAGACCAAUUCGCAGGACGCAUUAACGCCUCCGAGGCCCAUGCAACUGGACGAAAAGACGCUCGAAAGUAUCGCACCCUUUUUGCGCCAGGCCACAGCCAAUGAGAUCAACUUCGGUGUUGGAAAUUCCCGUCCACUGCCUGCGCAAAUCCCGGAUGAACAACAUCCGAGCAGUGAUGAAGAGCAGACGAAAUGUUGGCUCCGUCGGGUGAUAGCAGGUACUGCAAGCAGAUUUGCGAUUCUUGGUCGUGGACACAAAGUGAACGACUGCACUUGCUGGAUGUGUGACUGGCAAGCGUUCACGGAACGCUGCGAAUAUGCCGACCGGCUCGCCGCCGAUUUGGAGGGAGAAGCUGGACGACGCAAUGCAAGAUGACUUUGAAAAAAGGUCGUGUGAGAUCUAGUUCUUUCACAUAUGCGGCAUGCUACUGUAAUUCAGAUCCGGCUGGUACGUAUUCUGGAGAAGCAAUUGGCCAUUCGAAAGGAAAUCCAGCUCGCCCAUGAAGAAAUUGUCCAUGGCCACUCCGUCAUUCCAGUUCCCGGACAUGUCAAACAAGCUCUGGUCGAAUGUCGGUUGG